Ogataea parapolymorpha DL-1 is the source of this 1734-nucleotide messenger RNA. RefSeq lists its product as uncharacterized. The transcript has a single exon. Bases 1 to 1734 code for a protein of 577 amino acids. NCBI's taxonomy places the organism in Eukaryota, Fungi, Ascomycota, Pichiomycetes, Pichiales, Pichiaceae. The record is from RefSeq and is a predicted model, not a curated record. Gene Ontology annotation, molecular function: protein binding.
AUGAACUUACCAGACGACAUCCUUGACACCGUUGUGUCCGACUUGGAUACAAAAAGUCUUCUCAGCUUGUCGUUGUCGUGCAAAAAAUUGCGAGCACACGCUGUCCCAAAAUUGUAUCGGAGCUUGCUUCUGGUUGACACCAGGUACAACACAGUGGGCGAAUCGGAGUUCACGAUUCUAACCACCUUGAAAUUUCAACAAUUCCUAGAGGCAUUGAAGAGCAACAGGUCACUAAUUGGAUUGGUCCAACGUUUUCUCAUUGCUUCCCACAGCAACAAUGUGGAAGGGCUCGAAGUUUUGGUGGGAUUAUUCAUUGCUUUUAAAUUGAGGAACAUCGAUGUCCCUCUUCUUGGGCUCAAGGAAUUCAAGAUUCUAAAUGAGACAACUCCAUACAAGUUCCUGUUCAUGAACAAAGAGUACGUUGCUUCCCAAAACCUCAAGAGAUCAUCUACCUUGCUGUAUGAGAACGACGAAGACGAGUUCAACAAAUAUUCGAACUUUGGCCAAGCGAAUUCGAUAGUCUCUUUGCAGAGUUAUCAGCUCGUCAACAUCACAGAUCUCAAUGAUGUGUCGGAGGAUACUCGUGAAAUAUGCAUUAACACAUCCAACCGGUAUCAAAAUGUUGGCUUUAUGAUGACAAAAAGGCUGUCGCAAAUUUUCGACACUCUGGAGUCUCUAGAAAUUCUCAACUCAGAUGCAGUGAACGCUCUUUUCUCCCAAUUGGAUGAUGAGUGUGUGAGAUUUGAAUCGCUGAACAGGCUUUCCUUAAACAUCAAAGACUUGCAUAUUAUGCCAGCUGUGGCAAGAUGUGUGGAUCUUGCCAAACUAGAACAAUUCGAGCUAAAGUUCAAGCAAACUUCUAUUGGCGAAGAAAGCGAGCACAUAAACCUUAAUUUGGUUAAAGUGUUUCAGAAUCAACUCAAAAACCUGAAAAAGCUUUCCUUGGUGCAUCUAAAUUCGAACAAUCUGCUCAAGAACCAAUCGCAGACAUCUCAAUUGCUCCUUAGCAACUCUAACCUAUCGUAUUGCAUUAUGGAACAUCUGGAUAUUUUCAGUCCUUCCAUUAUUUACCUUAACGUGAGCAUGAACAACUUUGCAUAUCUACCCCCUAUUAGCAUGAACUACCAAGAUAGAAGGACUCAUUUUGUCGUUGACCAGAACUUCUUGGAGACUAAAGUUCGUCAAUUUAAUAAGAUACUUGCAUGCAACUGUUUGGAAACUUUGCUGAUUCCAGACUUCUUUUACAACUGGAAACCUUUUAUUGCAAUAAACCGAGAGGUCAAGAAUCAGCCACAGCUCAACGCAGUCGAAUAUCUCUAUACUGGGUGUGACUGUCAUAGAUGUAUUGAAACUCGACAACUGCUAUCCCAAUAUUCCGAAAAGUUGAGUUUUGGUAGCAAAGACAUGUCUUCCACUUACAACUUUCUAGUUGGACUUCUGCAUACUCGUCUGACCAAAUUUGAGACCAGCUCUGGAUUGGAUAUCCUCAAGUAUCCUGUAUUGGACCCUAUCGAAGUCUCGCACUACGGCUACUUGAACAUUGAUAUUUCAAGGAUGGUACAAUUGAUCUUAGAUAAUAUGCUUGAAGAUUUGCACUUUGUCGUCUUAAAACUCCCAAAGCUAAAACUUCUCAGCCUUGGCGGUAUCCAGAUAUCGAUUCAGCGCACCGAAAACGAGAUCAAGAUGAGUGCUGUCCAAGAUGACUGGAGCUCAACACUGCGUCGAUCGACCUAA